Molecule: messenger RNA, 3902 nt
Organism: Drosophila ficusphila
Lineage: Eukaryota; Metazoa; Arthropoda; Insecta; Diptera; Drosophilidae
Gene: AOX4
Product: indole-3-acetaldehyde oxidase
Exons: 7
Coding region: 64-3834 (1256 amino acids)
Molecular function (GO): iron ion binding; FAD binding; 2 iron, 2 sulfur cluster binding
Source: RefSeq, a predicted model, not a curated record
GAUUUUCACUGCAGCUUGUGGUAGCCCAAAAAACUUGAUACAUAAAAUUAUAAAUAAAGUAAAAUGUCUACUACGUUUACCAUAAAUGGACAACCGUAUACGGUUAACCUUAGUGAUCUCCCACCGGACAUCACUCUGAACACUUUCAUCCGGGAACAUGCCCAACUUACGGCCACGAAGUUCAUGUGCCUGGAAGGAGGAUGCGGAGCCUGUGUUUGUGCAGUGAGCGAUGGGAAGAGCACCUGGACUGUGAACUCAUGCCUCAAGCUGCUGAAUACCUGUGCCCAGCUGGAGAUCACUACCUGCGAGGGCUUGGGCAACCACUUGACUGGCUACCAUCCGAUUCAGAAGCGACUGGCCAAGAUGAAUGGCACCCAGUGUGGCUUCUGCUCGCCGGGAUUCGUGAUGAACAUGUACGGGUUGAUGGAGCAGCAUGGCGGCAGAGUCACCAUGGAGGAGGUGGAGAACUCCUUUGGGGGAAACAUUUGCCGCUGCACCGGUUAUCGUCCCAUUUUGGAUGCCAUGAAGUCCUUUGCGGUGGACAGCAAUAUCGAAGUUCCUCCAGAGUGUAUUGAUAUUGAAGAUCUUAGUCUGAAGGCUAAAAACUGCCCAAGGACGGGAAAAUGUUGUAAAGGAAGCUGUCGGCAAACAAAACUAGUUUACGAAGAUGGAUCCCAGUGGUAUUGGCCAAACACCUUGGCCGAAUUGUUUGAGGCAUUAGAUAAUAUCGAGGAAUCGGAAGAAUUUAUGAUGGUUGGUGGAAAUACAGCUCAUGGUGUUUACAGGCGAUCUCCCGACAUCAAGCACUUUAUCGAUUUAAACGGACUGGAGGAACUGCAUCAAUACAGUUCCGAUAAAGAGAAAUUGACAUUGGGAGCCAAUCUCAGUUUGACCGAGACCAUGGAAAUCCUUCGCAAUACUUGGAAGCAAUCGGGAUUUGAAUAUCUGGAAGUCCUGUGUAAUCACAUCGAUCUGGUUGCCAAUGUUCCCGUUCGGAAUUCGGGUACUUUGGCGGGCAAUAUUUCGACUAAGAAACAACAUCCCGAGUUUCCAUCGGAUAUUUUCAUAUCCUUUGAAGCUCUCGAUGUCAAGGUGAUGACGAUGACAGGCGUCAAUGAAGAAUUGGAAAUGUCUUUGGAGGAAUUUAUGGAAGACACCGAUAGGAAGAUUUUAAUCAAGGCGUUUAUACUGCCUGCAUACCCGAAGGAUAAGUACAUAUACGACUCCUAUAAGAUAAUGCCUCGUGCCCAGAAUGCCCAUGCUUAUGUCAACGCAGGUUUCCUCAUUGAAUUGGAUGCUGAUUCUAAGGUGAUGUCAGCUCGCAUUUGUUUUGGUGGGAUUCGUCCGGAUUUCGUUCAUGCCACAGAUAUUGAACAGUUGAUGGUGGGACACAGUCCCUUCGAAGCAAAUCUAGUGGAGCAAACAUUUACCAAGUUGGAGAGCCUGGUCAAACCAGAUGAGGUGCUACCUGAUGCCAGUCCCGCCUUUCGAUCCAAAUUGGCAUGUGGCUUGCUAUAUAAAUUCCUUUUAAAACACGCUCCCGAUAUGGAAGUCAGUGGGAAAUUCAAGAAUGGAGGCGAGUUGCUGGAGAGACCACUUUCCUCCGGAUUGCAGCUCUUUCAGACCCAGAAACAAACCUAUCCAGUCUCCCAAGCAGUGAACAAAUUGGAGGGCAUGAUCCAAUGCUCGGGGGAAGCCACCUACAUGAACGAUGUUCUAACCAAUUCCAACUCCGUUUACUGCGCGUUUGUUGGUGCCACAAAAGUGGGGGCCACCAUCGAUCAAAUCGAUGCCUCCGAAGCACUCCAGCAUCCCGGAGUGGUGGCCUUUUACACCGCGAAGGAUAUUCCCGGAACAAAUACAUUCGUUGAGCCCAGUUUUGGUUAUGAGGCCGAGGAGAUCUUCUGCUCCGGAUUGGUUCGCUACUCCGAACAGCCAGUUGGAGUAGUUGUGGCUCAGACUGCUGACCAGGCUCAAAGGGCCACGAAGCUGGUGAAGAUCAGCUACAGCAAUGCCAGAUCCGACUUUAAACUAAUGGCGAGUUUGAAGGAUGUUUUUUCCACCGGAAGCCCAGAUCCUUCUCGGCUUGUUCCCCUGGCUGUUUCAAAGCUAAAAGAAGUCAAAUUUUCUGACAAACCCGAUUUGGAGGUGAGGGGCAUUUUCGAAAUGGGAUUGCAGUACCACUUCACCAUGGAGCCACAGACCACGAUUAUUAUUCCCUUCGAGGAUGGAUUGAAGGUCUUUUCGGCCACUCAAUGGAUUGAUCAAACCCAAUCGGUGAUUGCUCAUACUUUGCAGAUGAAGGCAAAGGAUGUGCAACUGCAGGUUCGCAGGUUGGGAGGUGGUUAUGGCUGUAAAAUUUCCCGAGGAAACCAGGUGGCCUGUGCUGCUGCUCUAGCUGCUCAUAAGCUGAAUCGUCCUGUGAGAUUUGUCCAAACUCUGGAGUCCAUGAUGGACUGCAAUGGCAAGCGAUGGGCUUGCCGCUCUGAAUAUCAGUGUCACGUCAAGACCAACGGAAGAAUUGUCGGGCUGUCCAACGAUUUCUUCGAGGAUGCUGGCUGGAACACCAAUGAGAGUCCUGUGCAAGGACACUCCACUUUCACGGCAGCCAAUUGCUACGAGUUCACCGACACUAACUUCAAGCACAGUGGAAGUGCGGUGCUCACAGAUGCACCCAGUUCCACUUGGUGUCGUGCUCCGGGAUCCGUUGAGGGUAUCGCCAUGAUGGAGAACAUCAUUGAGCACGUGGCCUUUGAGAUCCAGAAGGAUCCUGCCGAUGUGCGAUUGGCCAACAUUAGCAAAAAAAGCAAGAUGGCCACUGUCCUUCCGGAAUUUCUCAAGACGAGGGAGUAUUAUGCUCGCAAAAAGGAAAUCGAGGACUUUAAUGCCAACAAUCGAUGGAAGAAACGAGGAUUGGGACUAUCCGCGAUGUAUUUUCCUGUCAUCUACAUUGGACAAUUUCCAGCCACAGUUACCAUUUACCAUGUGGAUGGCACAGUUGUGGUUACCCAUGGUGGAAUAGAAAUGGGACAGGGGAUGAAUACCAAGAUAGCUCAAGUGGCGGCCUACACUUUGGGAAUUGAUCUAAGCUAUGUAAAAGUGGAAUCCUCGGACACCAUUAAUGGAGCAAACUCGAUGGUUACUGGAUAUGCAAUUGGAAGUGAGAGUAUCUGCUUUGCAGUCCGUAAAAUCUGCGAGACCCUCAACGGUCGUUUGAAACCAUUUAAAAAAGCCAAAAGCACUUGGGUAGAAACUGUGGAGGCAGCAAAUGCUCAGUUGGUCAAUCUUAUAGCCUCGGAUCAGUAUAAAACCGGCGAUAUGCAGAACUAUCAUGUGAUAGGAUUGGCUCUAACCGAAGUGGAGAUGGAUGUGCUUACCGGAAACAUUCUGAUCCAUCGGGUGGACAUCCUCGAAGAUGCAGGAGAGAGCCUGAGUCCUUGGAUCGAUGUCGGCCAGGUGGAGGGCGCCUUUGUGAUGGGUCUGGGCUACUGGCUCAGCGAACUGCUUAUCUACGAGGGUGACAAUGGUCGCCUGCUGACCAAUCGCACCUGGAACUACAAGCCACUGGGAGCCAAGGACAUUCCCAUUGACUUCCGCGUGGAGUUGGUGCACAACCAGCGACCCAGUGGAGCAGGAUUCAUGGGUUCGAAGGCCACGGGGGAGCCGCCUUGCUGUUUGGCAGUCAGCGUGAUAUUCGCCUUGCAGCAGGCUCUCCAAUCAGCCCGUCAGGAUGCAGGACUUCCUAGGGAAUGGCUUCGCCUGGGAGCUCCAACAACUCCAGAAACCCUGUUGCUCAAUGCGGGACACCAAGUCGCAGAGUUCAAGCUGAAAUGAUUAUUUUCAAAGCUUCUGUACUAGCAAAAAAAAAAACAACUAUAAAAUAUACCGAUUCUCUAUGUUAA